CGAGGACGCGGUGCUCAACCGGGCGCGAGCCGAAACCCCCCGCGAUUCCGCCCCGAAAUCGUCAAGAUCCACAGACCCCGCUCCCUUCGCCGAUACGAUACACGCUCUCACGCGCGCCACGCCCUUCCUUCAUUAACCCCCGACGCCCUGCCGCUGCUGGCUAGACCGAAGAAUAAUAGGCGCUUCCCUUCCCUUUCCUUUCCUUUCCCCGCCUUGUCCUCUUCUUCCACCUCGGGCGACUGCCUUUGCCCAGACCAGACACCGGCCGAGAUGGAGGGGAGGGUGCUGCGGCGCAGCGUGACGCUGGCGGACCAGCUGGCCACCGUGGGCCCGCCCGCCGCCGCGCCGCCGGGGCAGCCGGGCUCCUGCAACCUCCGCGACCUCCUCAAGCUGCGCGACGAGGACGACGGCCGCCGCGCCGCCGCGGUCACCCUCGCCUCCGCCAUGCAGGCCGACCGCCGGGCCUCCUCCUCGCCGCCCUCCUCCAGCGCCGCCGUCGCUGCCGCCGCCGCGCGGACGCUGCUCGACAUCAUCCGCGACGACCAGCCGGCUCCCCCCGCCUCGCACGCCGUGGUCUCCGCAACGGGCGUCGGCGACCCGUUCGUCCGCCGCGCGGUGUCCCUGCCGGCCCCGGGCCCCGCGUUGACUAGACCCGUGGCCGCGCCGGUGACACCUCCGGAGGCGUCGCCGCCUCAGCCGCCGACGGAUCAGGCGGCGGAGGAAGAGGAGGAGCAGGGGGAGCGGGUGUCCCUCAUGGCGCUGCUGGAGCAGACGGAGAGGCAGUGGAGCGCCGGCGCGACGGCACAGCAGGAGCAGGAGCAGGACCCGGCGGUCGCCGCGUCGGAGCCGUCGUCACAGGACGCGCUGGUGCCGGAGGACGACGCGGAGCUGCCGGAGCCGGGGCGAGGCGCCGGCUGCUGCUGCGUGUGCAUGGCGCGGGCCAAGGGCGCGGCCUUCAUCCCGUGCGGCCACACCUUCUGCCGCGCCUGCGCCCGCGAGCUCCUCGCCGGCCGCGGCCGCUGCCCGCUCUGCAACGCCGCCAUCCUCGACGUCCUCGACAUCUUCUGAGACCGCGCCGCCGGUCUCCCCAUCUGACCGCCUCUCAGCUCGCCGCCGGCCACCUCGCCGGGAAAAGGAGCUACUGCAGCUGAGAUAGGAUCCACACAUAGAUAGAUCCCUCUGGCCUCUGCACAUUUUCUGUAAAACCCGGAAAAAAGGAGAUAACAGCAUGUUCGGCUCGAAAUCACCAUCGUCGAAUGUUGUUACAGCUUGUCAGAGACCACUAUCACUUCUUCUGAAUUGCACAUUUCUACUUCUGUUUCCUCAUUUCAGUUCGCAAUUCCGAUUUCUUGCUCCGUGUUGGUAACCAAUCAAUCAGGGUGGGUGCCCGGGUCUGGGUGGUGGCAGGUUAAACAAGAUUACUUGGGUUUGACUCGA
Triticum urartu is the source of this 1437-nucleotide messenger RNA. RefSeq lists its product as uncharacterized. The record is from RefSeq and is a predicted model, not a curated record. Lineage: Eukaryota; Viridiplantae; Streptophyta; Magnoliopsida; Poales; Poaceae.